This is a messenger RNA of Thelazia callipaeda (thelaziosis nematode), 1704 nucleotides long. Lineage: Eukaryota; Metazoa; Nematoda; Chromadorea; Rhabditida; Thelaziidae. The record is from the annotation of a GenBank genome assembly.
AUGUCUACAAAAUUCAUAGCGUUCGAUUCCAGUGUAGAUGACAUAGUAAUUGCUGUAUCAGAUGUAAAUGCAAAUUCUUCUACAGCCGUAUUUUGUCGUGCUCAGCAGAGUGCUCAACUUACAAAACUUGCGGUAUCCGACUUAAAAUACCGUUCUAUUAUUCGAUCGGCGCUUUCAAUGCUCCAUAAGUCAGAUUAUGGAAUGAAAGAAGCACUCACAGCAGCUGAACUCAUUUGGUCACUUUUAGAAGCCAUAUUCAUCAAAACUCAUGAUUCUUCGAUUGUAACGGAUUUAAUGGCUUGGGCUCGUUUAUACUUAGCUCAUACUCCAUAUGUUUAUGAAAUUUCGAAGUUUCUUACUAAAAACAAAGUGAAACAGCUGAACGGGCAACAUUUUUGGCUUCAAAUAAUAUACUUUGUACUGAGUGGUAAUUUCAACAAUGCUGCGUCAUUUUUGCAAACAUACGGCAAUCUAACUAAAGAUGAUGCUGUGCAUUGCUUAGCCCAGAUUAUUCAAGAAAUUGAUAUAGAUUUAUUGGACCAUGAAAGUACUGUUGUAGACUUUAUAAAUUUUCAGAAGAGACUACAAGAAAAAUGUGUGAAUGGUGUUUUUGAAACUAACCCAGAAGCUGAGAAAGUAGCAUUAUUGAUUGCUGGUGAUAUUCCAACCAUCAUGCAGAUUGCUCCAGAACUCGACAAUUGGUUUGAAUUAGUACCAGCGUACUUGCUUUUUGUUCAUCCACGUGCUACACUUCUUCAAAUUAAAGAAGCUGUUGAGGACUGCACUAAAAUUUUUGGUGUCAGCAAAUAUGAUGGGGUCGAUGCUGUAAUUUUUGAAUUACUCUCAUUAGACGCUUUACGAGCUCUGCAUCAAAUUUCACAGUUGAGUUUCAAUUGGUGGUUUCCAGCCCAUUUAGCUGAUUUGCUUCAAAAAGCUGAUGAACGAAUAACAAGUGCUUGUGGUAUGAACAUACGACAACAUUUGGUAAUCGAAUAUGGAUCAUCACUUUUUAAUAAUUUUGGAUUGUGGCAAGUAGGCUGUGAUUAUCUCCGAGAAGCCGGUGAAGAGGGGUUGCGGUAUUUAGAAUUGUUGAUAGCAAGAGUUCCAUUUUAUAAUGAAAGUGUUGCAAUAAAAUUAUAUUCACUAUGUGACGAAGUAGGUUUUGAUCAAAUUCGGCAAGACAUUGCACGAUGCAUGGCAUACAGAUUUUUGCGUAAAAAAUGGUGGAGUGCUGCCUUGUCUUGGUCAAUACGUUCACGUGAUAUUGAGAUCGUUUCCUCAGUUGCAGAUCAAGUUAUAUCGCUAUGUCCACCUCACGAGUUUUCAUCAAUCGUUGUUAUUGAACAUUUUACUGAAGUUGAGCUCAUUUCAUCAUCAUUUGUCUUCUUGCAUCGUUACUGUGAACUUCGGCAAAUAUUAGAAUCAAAUGAGAAAUGUAAAGCUGUUAAUUUACUGGUCGAGCUGAUGUUAUCUGAUUUUGUGCCGCUGAAAUUUCAUAGCUUACUUUUCUCGAAUCUCAUCGAUAUCCUCAGUGAUGAAAAUGAGGCUAUUUUGAAUAGAAAUGAUACAGAACAAUUACUGGGGCGUCUGAUACAACAUGAAGCAUGUAGUCCAUUUGAACGAGAUUCUAAUUUUUGGAAAACUCGUUUACGCACACUUCGUUUCCUGUUGCUUCAAAAUUUGGCACGGACGAUAAUUUCGUGA